Penicillium brasilianum is the source of this 2710-nucleotide messenger RNA. The record is from the annotation of a GenBank genome assembly. NCBI's taxonomy places the organism in Eukaryota, Fungi, Ascomycota, Eurotiomycetes, Eurotiales, Aspergillaceae.
CCGGGGCGCGUCCUUCAAAGCCAUCAAAGCGCAGUCCGUAAAUUCGAAACGAGAGACUGCGAUGAGUCUCGUUUGAUUCAGUGGAAGGGGGAUCUCAAGGCGUGGAAGCUUUGCACCGCGGUUUGGGACUAGGGCCACGGUCGCUUAUGCAUUCCUUGUGAGGCGCCGGAAUACGAAUGGUGGCGUUACCAAGCGAGGCCUUAGCCUACACUCCGUGUCAUGAUUGACCGAUUUUGAGACCCCUAAAAUAUUUGGGCUUCAGCGGGGGAUCGGGUUGAUGGCCUUCUCCGUUAUCAUCUCAGGAGGUCAUUUGAUGUUUUGACCUGUGUUGUCAUGGACUUUGGAAGGAUCGGACAACUGACACGUGGUUGUGGGGAUCCCUGGCUUUGAGGUUCAUCGAGUGCUUGGAUAGCCUCAACCUGAAUGUCUUGCCCCGGGCGAGGAUUUUAGAAUCUGAAGAGCUUGGAUGGCGGCGCGAUUAUCGGUGAAUAUACCGGUGCACCUCUGUGGAGGAGCGUUUGACUGGCUGGGAGGCCAUUAGAACGGGUGGCUGUUUUGGGGCUCUUUUCGGUGGGCGCUAUUCGCACGAAGCGUGGGUUUUCAUGAAUCGAAAAGAGACAUCGCACUUUUCCAGCCGGCCAGUCAUGAGCCGGCGGGUUUCUCCCAGGGUCACUGGGCUUGAUUGAGUGUUGAUUCGCCUCAUGCAUUCCCGGGAGGCUUCCUCCAGCGACUGAAGAAUUAGCCGAUGAGGCAGCCUUUGAAAAACGUGGCACAAUAUAACAACUCUCCCACGAUGGCUCCUCCGGUGUAUGCUACCGUAUCAACAAACAACUUGGGACCACCGCAAAGGAUCACCGGGAAAUAUGCGAACAUUUUCCUGGGAUUCCUAAUUUUAACUCUUCCUCUCGCGGCUCUCGUUGCUGCUCUUCUCGUGCUCAUCUAUCACUACCGAGUGGAGCAGAUCACGCCUAGCGGGUUCUCGAUCGGGUCUGGGACCCCGCAAGAUGACCACGGAGCGUUAUAUGUCGACAUCAACCCGACAAUACUCAUGAAAGUUGCAUCGCUGUCGAGUACCAUCGCUGGAUUUUUGACAACCGUUGCUGCUGGAUUAGCCGCGUACCCUCUAGCGUCGGCGGUGCUCGUCAAGACUAGAGCCGAGAACCCGGACGCGCUUUUGUCGCCCUUCCACUAUUAUCUGGCGCUGGAUCUGAUCGAAAAUGCCGGGUAUUUUACCGUCUGGCGGUGGCUCAAGUUUCGAUUCAGCAAGAGUCAGAAGCAGACUAAUCCUCCUCCGCAGUUGAUCAGUAUGGGGAGAAUAGCCUGCGUGACCCUGAUGUUUGGAGCCCUGAUCUUUGUAGGAGAUACCUGGUUACACUUCACCACGGAUCCCACGGAAUUCACUCAAUUUGGCUCCCUUCGCAGCGACGCGGCCGCAUACAGCAUGAUUCUCAACUCCAAUUGCACCAGCCAGGAUAAUACCUACAACGAGCAGAACGAUCGCCCCUGCUCCUUCUCUCCCAGUAUCAGAGGCGGCUACUUCUUGAACCCUAUCACUACACUCGAGGUCUUUAACAACAUCUCCACAACCAGAAGCGUGAAUGUCGUCUCCGUCGCCGACGCUACCCACGCCUUCCUCGGGAUCCCCAACAAUGGUCGAGAUCAAGGACACGACUUCACCGCCACCACUUUCUCAGUCUCUACGCAAUGUCAGUCUGCAACGGCAGCCUGCGAUGUCAGCCGUGACAACAUCACUUCGGGAGCUGGCUCUGUGUUCCACUGUGCCAAGUAUACUGCUUGGUGGGGAUUAGUGAACGGCCCCCGCACGGACUUUUCCAAGCAUUAUUUCACCGAUGCCAGCGGUACCCAAAACGCUUCGUCGUUGGAAGACACGAUCAGUAACCCGUUCUACGUGGGUUUUGGAGGAUUCACAGACCCAUCCUCCGCGGCUGCCCUCGAGCUCAUCCAGCGUAAUGACCCGGGGGUCAUCGCACAGGAGUUUGGCGGCGUCGGCUAUCUUUUCUUCUGCAACACCACAGUGUACGAUGUCAGUUACACGGCCGUCAACGGCUCCGUCACGGCUUUCACCGCGACUCCCAGCAACAGCUCCGUGAGCACAGCACUCAUGGCUGCAGAGUCCAACCUGGACUCUGGGGAUCUUCAACUCCGCGAUGCCGCCGAUCUGGGUGCUCUCCUGGCCAAUGAUACACAGGACAUGGCCAACACGUUUGCGCUCGCGUACAGUCGGGUCUUGAUGUCCACCGUUUCGGGGGCGCUCCAGACCUCUCCGAUUCUGAACGGGCGGCAGCGCAUCACGAAGAUCGUCGCGCGGGUUCCCGUCACGCCGCUCUACUUUCUUGUGGCUUCCGUGGCGCUCAUGAUCGGGCUAGGCGUCUACCUAACCAUAACGGCCUUGGUGACUACCCGUAUCAAAGAUAUUGAAGAAGUCCGAGCGAGAUUAAGCAUGAAGCAACUCGUUGCGGACCGCAUGGAGCCCGAUGCGGCCCGGAUCCCCAUCAAGAGUAUAGAUGAUAUUUUUACAGUUGGGGCACCAGCGGGGCUUACCAAGAGGAUUGGUAUUGGAAAGAGAAAUUCUUCAGUUGGCGGGUGGGAGUUCAAGGUGUGGGAUCCAUUGAAAUGAUGGCGCUGAAGGUAAUGAAUGAAUCUAGCUUCAGCCCUUCACACCAAUGUUAUCAAGGUUUGAAUAGAUCUG